Perkinsus marinus ATCC 50983 is the source of this 1414-nucleotide messenger RNA. RefSeq names its product COP9 signalosome complex subunit, putative. The transcript has 11 exons. Gene Ontology annotation, cellular component: cytoplasm; COP9 signalosome. Bases 19 to 1380 code for a protein of 453 amino acids. Lineage: Eukaryota; Perkinsozoa; Perkinsida; Perkinsidae. The record is from RefSeq and is a predicted model, not a curated record. Gene Ontology annotation, biological process: protein deneddylation. Gene Ontology annotation, molecular function: protein binding; deNEDDylase activity; metallopeptidase activity.
CUAGUGAUAGUAAUAAUAAUGGUUACUCGCUUUGAGGCCUUAUGCCGGGGUCACGACAGCACUGGGCAGCCGACAACCUUGGCUAGAGAGCUACGGAGAGUAUAUGCCCCAGUGAGCACUGAUGAGCAAGAGAAGCUGCAUAUGGAUAAACCAUGGAGAUCUGAUCCAGACUUUUUCAAGAAGGCUCGUAUCACAGCCAAUGCUAUGGUGAAGAUGGUUACUCAUGUAGCCUCGGGUGGUGAUAUUGAAGUUAUGGGCCUAAUGCAAGGUCGUAUCGUCGGACAUGACUUCAUCAUAACUGACGCCUUCCCUUUACCUGUGGAGGGCACUGAAACUCGGGUCAAUGCCGGCGCGACAGCCAAUGAGUUUAUGAUAGAUUUCGUGGAAUCCAAUGAGUCGCAGAUAUCCAACGAUAACGUGGUCGGUUGGUACCAUAGCCAUCCUGGAUAUGGUUGUUGGUUAUCGGGCAUUGACGUCGAAACUCAGCGUCUAUACCAGAGGGCUAAUGAACCGUUCGUUGCGGUAGUCAUAGACCCUGUGAAAACAACAGCACAGAGAAGAGUUGAGAUUGGUGCCUUUCGAACGUAUGAGAAGACUUCCUCUGCUCCCAGUGGUACAGCAGCUGAUGGUGCUGCUCGUGUAGUUGGUAAUAUACCAUUGGAUAAAGUCCAAGAUUUUGGCGCUCAUGCCAAUAGUUAUUAUUCUUUGGAGGUCGAGUAUCUGAAGUCACCAUUGGAUAAUCUUAUACUCACCAAGCUGUCUAACUCUUCCUGGGUGGCUCUACUAUGUUCCUCACCCCUCUCAACCAAUACUGAGCAGAUCAACUCGGCAGACCAGCAACUCCCCUAUCUACGCAAGCUGGUAGCUGAUGCUGGAGCCAAGACGAAAGCUAGUCUUGGAGAUAUCACUGCAGACAGGGGUCGUAGCGGAGGUGCUACCCAGGCUUCAUCUAAAGGGCCCGUGGUGGACAACACACAAGUUGGCAAUGCUCCCGCUGGAAGUGGGCGUGAGGAAGAGGAGGAAAACUGCGAAUGCAUGGAACCAUCACGGCAGAACCCAGGGACUCAGCAAGCUAGGCUUAGUGAGAGGCGAACAAAGAAGCAUCGAUCUUCCCCCGAGGGUGGGAUAACAGCUACUGCGGGAGGCAGAGGACGACACCAGAGGAGUAUCGAACUCCGCACUGGUGGGCCAGAGUCUCCACCAAUAUGCCCAACAUCCCAGCAAUGCAUAGGGUUGGGAUUAGCAGCACAGGAUGGGCUAUCGGCCAGUAUCGAGCUAGUCUCCUGUGUACUAGCCUCACAGAGAGCACAACACAUGAUAUUCGCUGACAGCCACCAUAUGAGGAGGCCACACGGCAACAGUGAAGGGAACCCUUCGUAGUAAUCUCCAUUAUCCAAUUGUGUCACGUUUCUAU